UUUCGUUUUUUGGAUAAUUAUUUCUUUUUAGUGCAAACAAACAGAGAGACAGACAAUGAGUGAUAAAAGUUUCACAUUUAAGACAAUUAAAUAUCUGUUGAUAACGAAGAUAUGCAUCGGAAUUGUCUUCUCGUUCAUAAUAGUGUUCCUAUUGGUUGUGAUGACAUCCCAUCACUCGACCGAUGGUCGCCGGACUGGUAUCCCAGAGCAGGACAAUCUACUCUACGAUCACCCUGAUGCUAAGACCAUGGACAAAUCCAAGAUCGGAAUUAUGGUGGCAUUCAUGGCGAUCGAGAUACUAAUCCAGGUGUUGGGCCUAAUCGGGGUCAUUCGGGCCAACGUUAUACUAUUGCUCAUAUUUGGCGUAUUGGUAACGUUGGGCGCGUUGUUUGAGUUCAUCACGAUCUUCACUCGGGAGGGGAACGCCCUGUUCCUCAUAUACCUGACAUUUCUGUCGGUUCUAGUCUUUGUGUACAUACAUCUCGUGCGAAACGAGAGGCAACAGUUGCCACGCGUUCACUACAUCCCGGCGCCGACCAAUCCAUACAGUUAUAGCUUUUUCCCGCAACCAAAUUCACUACUAUUUAAGGACAGUUCCGAUGCUUAAGACAUAGUCUGUCGUGAAGUGGACAGUAAUUAAUGACUUAUAUCCUAGUAUUUGAUGUCAACUUUUAGUUAAUUUUGUGUUUUUUAAUUCAGAUAUUUUUUACAAUUAUUUUGAUUAUUCGCAUAGUCUUUGUAAAAGUGAUUUUAACAGAGAAACUGCUUUUUUGUAAAAUUAUUGAUAUUUUUACGACCGUUUAUUUAAUUUGAUAAUUAGCUUAAUUUUUUAAUUGUGUUUUAAACGUAAUGUGACUCUUGUUUUGUUGAAUUUUCAU
Molecule: messenger RNA, 878 nt
Organism: Medioppia subpectinata
Lineage: Eukaryota; Metazoa; Arthropoda; Arachnida; Sarcoptiformes; Oppiidae
Source: the annotation of a GenBank genome assembly